This is a messenger RNA of Stomoxys calcitrans (stable fly), 6482 nucleotides long. It is a transcript of the gene mtd, whose product is annotated as TLD domain-containing protein 2. The coding region runs from base 728 to 4657 and encodes 1309 amino acids. Gene Ontology annotation, cellular component: nucleus. The transcript has 20 exons. Gene Ontology annotation, biological process: response to oxidative stress. The record is from RefSeq and is a predicted model, not a curated record. Lineage: Eukaryota; Metazoa; Arthropoda; Insecta; Diptera; Muscidae.
UUUUUCAUUUGCCCCGAACGCAAGCAAAGAAAAUUUACGAUACCUUCCUUCCUCAGCAUAAAAAUACAAGCAAAAAAAGAAAUAAUAAAAAAAAGAAAAUAUAUACAAGAAGAAAACCACAAUAUUUAAACGCGUUAAUACGGUACGGUACGAUUGCGCUUGAAAACCCCCUCCUUAUAUACAAAACAAAUUUUUUAAAAAAGCCAAAUGUUGAAUUCGUGAUAAAUUUAUGUGAAAAAGAGAAAAAAGUCAAUAAAUUUAAACGUAAAUUCAAAAAUAUCUACAAAAAAGAAUAAAAUCCAAAUAAUUCGCAAGUGCUUUUACCUAAAUGCAAUACGAAGAUUAACGAAUUUAUAGAAAAGUUUUACCAAGUUGUUGAAAUAUUUUGAAAUGUGACUAAUUUUUAUUUUAUAUAUAACACACUAACAAACAACAACGCAAGCAAAAAGUGUUCUUUACGACGACAACAACAACAACUACAUUUUACAGCAAGUGAAAGAAGUAUACAAAAAAGCAAAGCUGUUUAUUGCAAAUUUGCAAAUCUAAACAAAAAGCAAAAACUUUUUUUGAGUUUUUUAAUAAUUUCAACGCCUUGGACGUUCUUGAUUUGAUUUGAGUUUGAUUUAAAUAUCAAAAUAACUGUUCUCGCGUUUUUAUCCCCCAAGGAUUAUAUUUAAAUUAAAUCAAGAAAGUGUUACGCAAUACAAAAAUUGCCUCCACAGACAAAAUGAGUGCCAUAGAUAAUGGAAAAUAUCGCCUGAAAAAAGAUUGGGCCAGUGUCUCGAUACCAUCAUUGGUCGAUAUCGAUGAAAAUGCGGAUGAUGAGAACGAGAGUGGAAUUAAUGUCACCGAACCAGCAUUGCCACCACAAAAGCCGCCCAGAAGAAGUUCGCUGGCAUUGGGUUUAUUCUCUAGCAAAUCGGAUAAAAGUCAAAAGAGACGAAGCUCCAUAGCAGUUUCAUUCUUUCGUCGUGAUAGCAACAAGCAUUCUUCCAAAGAUUCCUAUGAAUCAGCUGUCAAACAUGAGAAAAGUGAUGGCUCCAUUACACCCAUAUCACCUGAUAUAGUUUACAGCUCGGAAGAGAAUAUACGCUCUUCGUCCCCCAAUGAACCCGGCAAAGUCACCUAUUUCGAUGACGGCACAAAUGUGCGCAGUGCUGUCAAGGGCAUUGGCCUUAACAGCAGUCCCUAUGAUACACCCAUCGAUAAAGAACGCAAUCGUCGAAGACGUAGUUCUUUGCAAACAAAGUUAGACAGACGUCGUCGUAAGAAUUUCGAGGUUAGCUUUUCCACUCUCGAACAAGGUUCGCAAGAGGCAAAUGGCUUACAAACCGAUUUGGCCAAUGAUAGUACGACCGGCAUCGGCUCAUCCACAGGCGAUAUUAGCUAUGACGAUAUCGAUCCCAAUCACUCGGCCUACUUCCCUAGGCAAAAACGCCACUCAUGGUGGAAUAUAUUCGUACCAGAUAAUAUUAAAAACAGGUCACGUAGGGCUAGUCAAGAUGUUUCGCUUAUGUCACGCAGUUUUGAUAAUUUAUCAAUUCCAGUACGCCGGAGUAAAUCACGCAGUGUUGAUCACGGCCUUGCGGCGCCAUUCGAUUUGGAUUCGUUGCGUUCAAAAGUCGAAGGACGCUUUGAAAGUGUUGACAGACUAUCAAAUGAACGUAAGAAAUCUUCACUACCCACUAUUCCCACCAUCAAUUAUACGGUGGGCAAUCGCGAUACAUUGACCUCGGUUGCAGCCCGUUUCGAUACAACCCCAUCGGAAUUGACACAUUUGAAUCGUUUGAACAGUUCGUUCAUCUAUCCCGGUCAACAGCUGUUGGUACCCGACAAGAGUGCCAAAGACAAUGUCUCUACCACCAGUUCUGCCGACGAUAAAGCCGGUGGCUCCAGUGCUUCGGGAAAAUCGAGCCCAGUUGAUCGCAAAUUAUCGGUGGAGGAACAAAAUGACGUCGAUGAUAUUUUGGAUAGCUUACGCCCCGGUUCACCCAAGCCAGGUCACAUUGAGCGUGUUGAUCCGGCCGGCCGUGCCGAGGGCGGCAAUGAUCCGGUCAUUACACAACGUUUCCUCAAGAUCAAUGUACGCCAUAUAACCGAUGGACAAGGUGUUGUGGGUGGCGUUCUAUUGGUCACACCAAAUGCUGUUAUGUUCGAUCCCAACGUAUCCGAUCCUUUAGUUAUUGAGCAUGGUCCAGAGAGUUAUGGUGUCAUUGCUCCUAUGGAAUUGUGUGUGAAUGCUGCCAUAUUUCAUGAUAUUGCUCAUAUGCGCGUAUCUGGUGGAAUUGCCGAUGAGUCAAAUUCAACAGAGAAACCUGAAAUUUAUUAUCCAAAAUCAGUAUUAGACGCCCAAAAGGCCAAAGGGGAAGGUGCGGAUGCCGUGGACGGCAAACAAGCUGAGGGAGAAGAUGACAAAGACAAAGAAGAGCAGCAACCACUUAAAACCGAUGAUCAAGUGUCGAUUUGUUCUGGUUCAGAGAAAAAUGAUGAAAAAACUACGGAAGCCAAAGAAAGCACGAAGACUGAUGUCGAUGGGGCCAGUACUGGUACCAAUGACACCGAGGACGAUGAGGGAAAGAAAAAUCUCAAUAUAGCCGAUACUCGUACCACUUUAGAAGAAAGACGCAAAAGUUUACUGGAUCACCAUUGGGCCAUACCCAGUAAAGAUCGACUAUGUUUAUCUAAUUCCCGAAGAUCCUCGGAAGAUGAGGGAGACAAUGAGUCAAAUACAACGGCUGAUAGUGGGGCACGUGGUCAGGAACCACAUUCGGCCACAUCAUCCAUUAGCGGUAUUAUGGCCAACUUGGCCAGUGGCGUAGUUAAUGCCGGCGAUCUGGAACAAUUGGAGCAAUUGUCAAAACAAUCAUGUUACGACUCUGGCAUUGACAUACGUGAUCCCAUACCAAAUGUUCAACCGAUACCAAAGAAAACAGUUUAUAGUGAUGCCGAUAUUGUAUUAAGUUCUGACUGGGUGCCACCAAAACCGAUUUCAUCGAUUACACCGCUCGGUGAGUCGCCACCACGCACCAGCGGCUUGGAUGCCGGUGCUGUGGCCGGUGCCCGCAAAAAGACUUCAAGUGUCAGCUUUAGUGUGGACGACAACAAUGAGACCGCACAACCAGCACAAGCUCAAACCCAAGCUGACAAGAAUGCUGCAGACAAAAAGAACAAGAUGCUGAAGCGUUUGUCUUAUCCCCUGACUUGGGUUGAAGGUCUUACCGGUGAUGGUGCUCCAGUUUCUGGUGGCAGUGUAGGCAAGUCACAAGAUACCGAAUCAGCCCCUAAUACCGGCGAUUCCAAUCAAAGUGUAUUCUCAAAAGUAUUCUCAAGUUCGCCCAUUACUUUGGUCUCAGAGUUGGGUGGCAAUUUAUUUUCCAAAACACCGUCCGAAGAUUCGAGUGGCUCUCCGGUGCCACCUUUGACACCACAUUCUACUCAUUCCGAGGGUCAUUAUUCGACUGGACGUUCCUCUAUUGGUACUUUUAUACGUCCAUUAUCUUCGGAGGGUACCUCAUCUACUACAAAAUUAAAGGACACAAAACCACAGCCGAAAUUGGAUUACCGUUCAAUGGUUUCAGUAGAUGACAAACCUGGCCUGUUUGUCAGUGUCGACAAACUUAUACCAAGACCUGCGCGCGCUUGCCCAGAUCCACCAUUGUAUUUGCGCUUGAGAAUGGGCAAACCAGUAGGCAAAGCCAUACCUUUGCCCACCUCGGUAAUGUCGUAUGGCAAAAACAAAUUGAGACCAGAAUACUGGUUUAGUGUACCUAAAAAUCGCGUUGACGAAUUAUACCGUUUCAUAAAUACCUGGGUUGCUCAUCUCUAUGGCGAAUUGGAUGAGGAACAAAUUAAAAAUCGUGGCUUUGAAUUGAUACAAGAUGACACCGAAUGGACUCAGAGUGGCACCACGAAAUCCGGAGCUCGCACCGGCAGUCAAGAGGGUGAAGAAAUAAGUGAUCUAACAAGAGAAUCUUGGGAGCUAAUUAAGGCUCCAUUUGCCAAGACCUACAACAUUAUUAAAACGGCAUCAAAUGCCGCAUCUGCUGAUUUGGAUUUAUUAAGCGGCGAGGUGCUGUCUAUGAGCAAUGAUGAUUACCGCAAAUCAUCAAUAUUCCAAACAGGAUCGUUUGAUUUAGAUUUCCCAAUACCUGAUUUAAUUGGAACAACAGAGAUUCUAACGGAAGAGCAUCGUGAAAAACUUUGUGGCCAUUUACCUGCACGCGCUGAAGGCUACUCCUGGUCAUUGGCCUUUAGUACAUCUCAACAUGGAUUCUCAUUAAAUUCGUUAUACCGAAAAAUGCAAAGGCUUGAGAGCCCCAUACUUAUAGUUAUACAAGACACAGAACAGAAUGUAUUCGGCGCCUUAACGUCAUGUUCCCUGCAUGUGUCUGAUCAUUUUUACGGUACCGGCGAAUCAUUGUUGUACAAAUUCAAUCCCAGCUUUAAAGUUUUCCAUUGGACUGGUGAAAAUCUGUACUUUAUCAAAGGCAACGUUGAAAGUUUGUCAAUUGGUGCUGGCGAUGGUCGUUUCGGUCUGUGGCUUGAUGGUGAUCUAAAUCAAGGCCGUUCCCAAUCCUGCAGUACAUAUGGCAAUGAACCAUUGGCGCCUCAAGAAGAUUUUGUUAUUAAAACACUGGAAUGCUGGGCAUUUGUUUAAAAUAACAAAAACAACAAAACACAUAAAACAAGGAACACAAUAUAGACUUUAUUGUGUUGUGCUUCUGUGUUGAUUCAACAAUUGGAUGAUGGAUGAUGCACCUUUUCAACUGAAGCCAGCUUGUCGUGGUCAACAUCUUCAACACAAACCAACUCCACCAAAUUACAAAUAAUAACCAAGAAAAACAGAACAUCAAGCAACAGCAGCAUAAUAACUGAGUCCUUUAAAUACAACAACAACAACAUAUAUUUAGAUUAAGGAUAGCUGAUGAAAAAGAAACUCCACUUCACUAUAGAUAUGUAACUACAACAACACAAGCAUACAAGAAGACAAAGAAGGAGAAGACCUAAACCCCAUAUAAAUUAUUGAAAAUUUGAAGAAAAAAACAAAGAAGUAAACUUAAACAAGGAGAAAAAUGUAGCAUUAAUUUAAAAAAUACAUAUUUUUAUAUACAUAUAAAACCAAGAUUAGUAAAGUGCGAAUGAUGAGGAGAGAAAGACGGAAGAUAAUCUACAAAACAUUAGAAAAGGGUAAUUUUUGUUAACCCUACAACAACAACAACAACAACAAAAUGAAACUGCUGUUCUUUGAAGGUGUUUUUUAGCAAAGAAAAUGAAGAGAUAUAUUCCCCGCAAACCCCCUCCCGCAGCAAUUUCAAUUUCUUAUUAUUAACUACAACAAUAGCAGCAACAACAACAAUAAUCACCACCACCAAUUUAAAAUAUUAUUAAUAAUUAUUAUAACUUAGUACAUGCUAAUAGCCCAACUCAGUGUAUCCCUACCACCAAACCUAUCUGACUACAUACUCCUCCGGCGUUCCCUUUUGUUAAGAUUUUAAGAAAAUUUAAACGUAAUCAUUGUCACCAUUAUCGAACAUAAUAAACAUUGCCAUUAUCAUCAUCGAUUAUAAUCAUUGUGAGCAGCAGCAGCAGCAGCAGCAGCGACAUCGUAAAUUAAUUAAUUAAUCGCCCCCAUAACGUCAUCAAUCGUUUCUCAUGCAAAUAUUAUAUAUUUACACACACACACACAUUCUACUCGUAUACACCCUCCUAAAUACACACAAACAUAUACACCAACAAACGCAAUCAAGAAAUUGUGUACCAUUUGUCAUUUUUUAAUUAUGAUUUUGUUUAUGCUUUUAUUUGUGUGUCCACAACCGCUUUAUGUUUAAGUUGAAAUUUAAAAUUAAGUUUACCUGUAGACCUCUGCAAAAGAAAAACAUAAAAAAGAAAGAUCAAGAUAUGCAAAAGAAUUGAUUGAGAAAAGAAAAACAAAACAAAACAAACAUCCUAAUUUAGUAGGCAACAGAUACAUUAAAAUAAACAUUUACAACAGAUACAUUAAAAUAAACACUCGAUACCUAACAAAACGCCCACGUUUCUUUUUAAUUUUUUAUUUAUCAUUUGAGCGCCAUUAAUGUUUUCUCAAAACGAUAUUUACAAUCACGACCAGAACUAUCAUCAUUUUCUAACAGCUUGGAGAGCAAACUAAUCCAAUAACUUACUUUCUAUUUCUAAUUCAUUUGUUUUUUGUGAAACUCUAUAUGUAGUACUUUGAGUUUGUGUUUGCAACUAAACACUAAACUCCCUAAUAUUAUAAUUGUAAUUUUAUUUCUUCAAAAAUUGUUAACAUUUUUAAUUGUAAUGAAACUAAGAUGUUUGUGCAAUUCAAAAUUGUUUCAUUUUGUUUGCUAUUAUGAUAUGAGUAGACACACAACACAAGAAUUUGACCACACCAGAGAAGAAGUAGACGUUCAGAUCAGAACCCCACAAACACAUACAGCAUACAUAUGUUACAUGAAAAAAAAUAAAUGAAUGAAUACUUU